GAUUUGGAAAUGUCAGACUCUGAUUUGGAAGAUAGAUAUGAAGCAAUAGAAAGAAUACUAUUGUCGGGAGAUAAAUUAAAAAGUCUACAGAUUAUAUCUUACAUCGCGGACAUCAUACCUCCUGACAGGGAUAAGAGUGCUGUUUUAAACAGACUACUUGAAUACGUCACUCAGGUUUCAGUAGCGACACUUUCGGAUGUGAAGAUGUGCACCUCAACAUUAACUAAUGUAUUAGUAGCUCUUAAUACACCCACUCAGUUGGCAUUGAGUCCAAAUAUGAUGAUGGACACUCUGGAAGUGAUCAAGACACAAGCAAAUAUGUUUCAGCGAUUUGUCUUUGAUAGAGUUAUUUCACAAUGGAUGUCUGCUGAAGAAAUUAGACAAGUCGCUUCGUAA
Molecule: messenger RNA, 396 nt
Organism: Homalodisca vitripennis (glassy-winged sharpshooter)
Lineage: Eukaryota; Metazoa; Arthropoda; Insecta; Hemiptera; Cicadellidae
Exons: 3
Coding region: 10-396 (128 amino acids)
Source: RefSeq, a predicted model, not a curated record